Messenger RNA from Naegleria fowleri, 1398 nucleotides. RefSeq lists its product as uncharacterized. NCBI's taxonomy places the organism in Eukaryota, Heterolobosea, Eutetramitea, Acrasida, Naegleriidae. The coding region runs from base 1 to 1398 and encodes 465 amino acids. The transcript has a single exon. The record is from RefSeq and is a predicted model, not a curated record.
AUGAUGAAUUCACUCCUGCUCGAAAUAUUUUUCUUCAAGAAACUUCCUCUCAAAGAAGUGGGAGAGAAUUGUGAUUUGUUGCGCGAGCUGUGUGACUUUAUGGAUGAUUCUGAUAUCGUGCGAGAUUGGAAAAUUCACUUUGAUAUCGAUAUCCAUUCUGUGCAAAGAACUUUUGAAAAUUGGAGAGAGACGCAAACUUCUCCAAUUUCUAUUUCCAUACCAGUAGGAAAAACAGUUUUCGACAUGCUACGACAUGAACAGGAUAUACUACCUUUCUACUUACCUGGAAAUAAUUCUUGUCUUGUUCUCAAGAAAGCACCAAGCCACGCUAAUUACAGUUUCAUCGCCACUGCCUUUCAAAUUCAUGCACCAAACAACAUAGUCAUGGAACAUAAGGGGUAUCCAGUAAUGACAGUUCCUGAAAUGUCAGUAGGCGUCUAUGAUGGUUGUUUAUUGUCUUCUCAAGACUUUAUCAAUCAAUUACAAUCGUUAUGCAUGGAUUUAGAAGAAACAAUGGCUACAUCAUCCAAAGGCCGUAAAAGACAGACCGAAGUGAGAGAUGUUGCGUCUCCCAAAUUGAUUUUCGAUUGGCUAUUACCAACACUUACGGACUGUGUCGGCCACGUACCUGUCACAACCGUUCAAAAGAAAAUUAGAAACUCUAUAGAAUGGAAAGAUUCUUUAAAACCGUACAGACGUUCAGGUCUUUGGAUGUGUAUCAAGACAUGUUUGCAAUUGAACUUGGUGUGGUCCUUUGGCAUGAAGAAAGGUACACUCCUAUACAAAAUAUUCAUGUUGCGCUUUAUGAGCUAUUUAUGUUCUAAAAGCGAAGGAACAAUGUCCUUCGAUCUGGUCAUGCAAAUGCUUUCAAAGUUGUCUGUCAGGUUGGCAAAAUUGGAGAGUAUGAUUGAAAAAUCUACUUUUGACAAUAAUUUGGUAUCAUUGUCUCAAAAUGUAAUGGAAAUGUCUUUAGAACUGAUCCAUCGAUUUAAAUGUAACGCAGAUGAUUGGUGGAAGAAUGAAAUCGAUUCAUGCUCAAAAGAUAACUCUUUUCCAAUGAAUUUAGAACAUUUAGAUGUUAGAAAUGAAAUAGACCUCUCUCUCCCUAACGCUUCAAAACAUUUAAAAACCAUGAGAGAUUCAUUACACGCCAUAUAUACAGGUCAACAGUAUGUACACAAACCUCCAAAGGACGUUGAUGCUUCUGAAAGAAAUGACUUUGAAUACCUGUGUGAGAUCGAAGACUUGAUUCGAAAAGAUAUGUUGAAAUUCAUUCAUGAACAGAAAUUUAAAUCAAAAAACCUCUUUGAAAUACUAGAACAAUAUCAUAUUAAGGCAACCAACUUGUAUGAGAAUGAUCCGGUAGGAAAAAGCAGAUUUUUUCUUAACUGUUUUUAA